GCACAGUCUCGGCCGUGGCGGUGAGAGCAACGACUUCCGAGAAAUCUCUUGCGUUUCCAAGCAAAAAUUCGUCGUCUUCGAUCGAGGAACGAAGCUGCCAUCGGCAAUGGGGAACGAGCAAUCGAGGGCGGCACCAUCGCUGAUGGCGGCGAUGGCGAAGCUGGGCGAGCAGGAACGACGGUUUAACACCGCCACGGACUCCGAGUCGGGUUCGGUGCAACGGCCGAAAGCGCGGCUGAUCAUGGUGAUGAACCAACUUCCAGUCUGCGCCACCAAGGACCCCUCGGCCCCCGGGGGGUGGAUCUUUAACGAGGACGAGGACUCUCCCAUCGCCCACCUCACCGAGAGCUCACCGGCCGGCGCAGAACUCGUCUUGGUAGGCACCCUCCCUUGCGCCACCGAUCUUCCUCAGAAGCUAUGUACCAACCUCACCACCCAGGGCCUCCGCCUCCAUGACUUCCUCUUCUUUCCUGUCUUCAUCCCGUCACAAACAGAGUCUAUGGUCUCCUGCGUCUGCAACAAAUACCUCAACCGCGCCCUCCAUUCCGUUCUCCCUUUCACCAUAGACGAACCCUGCUACGACCUUGGCACCACCACGGCCUGGUACCAAGCCACGGCCCUCUUUGCGGACGUGGUCGCCAGAACCCUCACCUCUGGAGAGGACCUCGUCUGGGUGCAGGACUACCAUCUCUUCCUCCUUCCCUCUGUCCUCCGUUGCCGCCGCCCGUACGUCCGCCUCGGCUUCUCCCUCCAUGCCCCCUUUCCCUCCCCGGACUUCUUCCUUCCCCUUCCCCUCGCCGUCCGAAUCCUCCGGUCUCUUCUCUGCUGCGACCUGCUCGGCUUCCACGCGCUGGACCAGGCCCGCCACUUCCUUGCCUGCUGCCACCGCGCCCUCGGGCUCCGCCAGUGCACCCGCCUCUCUCCGUCCCCCGACGGCUUUCUCGGCAUCAACCACCUCGGCCGCACCAUCGGGAUCCACGUUCUCUUCCCUGGCAUGGCCCGCUUCCAGAUGUCAAACUACUACUCCGCCGCCCAGUCCACACCUGUCCAAGAAGAUCUUUCUCGUCUCCGCGACCGAUUCAGUGGCAAUAUCGUUCUCCUCGGCAUGGACGAUUUGGACGUCUUCAGUUCCAUCAAUCUCAAGCUGCUUGCCGUCGAGCGGCUUCUCCAGAGGCAUGCCCACUACCGGGGCCGUAUCGUCCUGGUCCAGGUGAUCACCGGAAUGGACCCCGAAGACGAGCGCAGCACCUUGCUCCUCCAGGAUAUCCGCGCUAACUGCGAGAGAAUAAACAGCGUGUUCGGUUCGGAUCUUUACAAGCCGAUAGUGUUAAAAAGACGGGCGAUGAGCUCAGAAGUCAAGGCCGCACACUACAUGCUCGCCGACUGCCUUGUGAUCACGGCCAUGAGGUGCGGAGCAAAUCUUAUCCCCUACGAGUACGUUGUUUCGCGUCAGGCCGACCCCUCAACCCCUUCCGCACCGAAGAAGAGCAGGCUUGUCCUAUCGGAGUUCAUGGGGUGCUCGCAGGCGCUAAGCAGGGCGACCACGGUCAACCCACUGAACAUCGACGACACAGCGGAAGCGUUGGCCAAAGCAAUCGACAUGAGCGAGGAGGAGCAGCAGGAACAGCAUGAGAAGCACCACACCUUCAUCGAAAACCACGAUGUGGCCUACUGGUCCAGGAGCUUUGCCGAGGAUCUGAGGAGCUGCACCGAGGACCACCUCAACAACAGAGUGAGAAUGGAUGGUUCGAUCGUGACGGUACAUAAAGAGAGCUUCACAGAGCUCCAGAAACAAAGGGUAACCAUGGCUUACAUGAACACUGCGACCAGGGUCUUGCUGUUGGACUAUGAUGGGACUCUGGAAUCCGUGAUGGACACACCACAAACAUGGGUGAUAGAAACCCUGAACGCCCUGUGUGCUAUGCCCAAGAACACGGUCUUCAUCGUCAGUGGAAGAACAAAGAAGGAAUUACAAACGUAUUUUGGGGCGUGCAGAGGUCUUGGGAUCGCUGCCGAACAUGGCUACUACGUAAGGUGGCCCGGAAAAACUGAAUGGAUAACUGCAGAUGACGGCGACGACCUUGAUUGGGUCCGUAUCGCUCGGCCAGUGAUGAAAUGGUACACCCGGGCCACGAACCAUUCCGUAAUGGAGAUCAAAGACAGUGCACUUGUGUGGCAGUGCCGACAUUCGGACGCGACCUAUGCAUCUGAGCAGACAAACGAGAUGGCGGACCAUUUAAAGGAUCUGCUGAUGAACGAGCCGGUAGCCGUCAAGACCGGAGACCGUUCAGUGGAAGUCCAUCCGAAGGGUGUUAACAAAGGCUCAUGUGCCAAGAAGAUCCUCUCGGCAAUGGCAGACCACCGUCACCGAGCGGACUUUGUGCUGUGCGUCGGUGAUGACUCCUCGGACGAGGAAAUGUUCGAACUUUUCGCCUCCAAAAAGCACGAGGAUGUCGUUGCUUCUCGCGCCACCGUGUUCACCUGCAAGGUUGCCGGGAAGCCCAGCAGGGCCAAGUAUUAUCUGGAAAACAUGGAGGAGGUCAAAGGUUUGCUUGUAGCUCUUAAAAAUGCCGUGGGACCGAUAUUCCACCGCCCGCACGGAUGAUAUCUGCAGUGAAGUUGGACAUGUCAUCGGGGAUAGGUUGAGAGUGAUUUGCUGGACCCGAACAAUCAAUUCGUAUGCUGUCUCUGCUUCCCAUGAUUGCUUCGAUUCUGGACACAAGUUAUAUGCGCGUGGCGUCGAGGAGCAAGAGGGAUCUUCGACUUACAAAAUAUUUAAUCAAAUUUGU
Molecule: messenger RNA, 2789 nt
Organism: Musa acuminata subsp. malaccensis (wild Malaysian banana)
Lineage: Eukaryota; Viridiplantae; Streptophyta; Magnoliopsida; Zingiberales; Musaceae
Product: probable alpha,alpha-trehalose-phosphate synthase [UDP-forming] 7
Biological process (GO): trehalose biosynthetic process
Cellular component (GO): cytosol
Molecular function (GO): trehalose-phosphatase activity
Source: RefSeq, a predicted model, not a curated record